CCAGCAUUUUGACGAGCUGCUCUUGAGAAGUUCAUCAGACCCCAGUCAUUCAUACCUAAUUUCUUCAGAGAUGGCCUACCCAACAACACUAGAGUUAAUUGGUGGUCAAGGAGGUUCUUCAUUUUCAUUUACUGGUGAAAAAAAUGGUGCCAGUUUAGAGAAGAUCUGGGUUUGGGUGGGAGAAUGGCAGAUCAGGGCUAUCAGGGCUUGGCUUUCAGAUGGUAGAAAUAAAACCUUUGGAGAACCAUCUGGAUCACAUCAAGAGUAUGUGUUUUCACCUGGAGAGCUUUUCACCUCACUGUCCCUCUGGGGGAACGGAGCAGGAACACGUCUCGGAGCCAUCAAAUUCAUAACUAGUAAGGGUAAUGAAUUUUUUGUAAAGAUGACAAAGUGGGGAUUAAAACAAGAAUAUCCCAUUGAUGUCGGCUCUGGUUAUUGUCUUGGCAUCGUUGGAAGAUCAGGUGCAGACAUCGACUGCAUGGGGUUCAUGUUUCUCUAUGCAGUUCAGUCAUCAGUUCUCACCAAUGUCAACUAUCCCACCAUCAACCAGCAGAUCCCAAAGGUGGCUGUAGAAGAUAUCAAUUCCAUUACUUUUGACAACAACACAUCUGUUAACCAAAACAAAGCUCUCGCAAGCUCAAAUACAGUGAUCAAAACAUGUUCAUGGUCAAUGACUUCCAGCUUUUCAUCAACAUUCAGUGUGGGGGUGAAGGCUGGGAUUCCAGACGUUGCAGAAGGUUCUAUGGGAUUCAGUUUCAGUCUUGGAUCUGAACACACCUAUGGUCUGGAGGAGACGGAUGAGAGAAAUGAAACUCUGGUUACCUCUGUGAAUAUUCCACCACAGAAGAAGGUGGAUGUUGGCAUCACCAUUGGCAGAGCAACUUUUGACCUGCCGUACACUGGCACAGUGAAGAUCACUUGCAAGAAUGGCAGUGAGUUACAGUACGAAACCAAGGGCAUAUACAAAGGCGUCACUUACACUGAUAUCAAAGUGAAAACAGUAGAAAAAGAUUUGUAAUGUCAAGAUGGAGCAGAUUAUCAGCUGAUUUACCUUUGAUUGAGUUUUGUCUGCACUCUCAUUCCUCUAGUCCAAUUUAAAUGAGUCUUCGCCUUUUGAUUUUAUAAAGAAGAAAUAUAUACUCAGCAUUGUCUUUUUCAAAUAUUCUUUUCAGAUUAUGUUGCAAAUUGGUCAUAGAGUUUCAUAGUUUCAGAAAUUUUGUCACAGAUCAUGUGGUGUUCUUCAUGUAAUAAUUAAAUGUUUAAUCAAACAUUCAAUAAAAAGCAUUGCAUU
Molecule: messenger RNA, 1291 nt
Organism: Danio rerio (zebrafish)
Lineage: Eukaryota; Metazoa; Chordata; Actinopteri; Cypriniformes; Danionidae
Source: RefSeq, a predicted model, not a curated record